This is a messenger RNA of Erpetoichthys calabaricus (reedfish), 9489 nucleotides long. Its product is annotated as cadherin-4-like. Bases 353 to 3076 code for a protein of 907 amino acids. The transcript has 17 exons. NCBI's taxonomy places the organism in Eukaryota, Metazoa, Chordata, Cladistia, Polypteriformes, Polypteridae. Gene Ontology annotation, biological process: homophilic cell-cell adhesion; adherens junction organization; calcium-dependent cell-cell adhesion. The record is from RefSeq and is a predicted model, not a curated record. Gene Ontology annotation, cellular component: plasma membrane; adherens junction; catenin complex. Gene Ontology annotation, molecular function: calcium ion binding; cadherin binding.
GCAUGUUCUCACUUCUGCAGGCUCCUGCCUGUGUCUUUAAGGAGGGCUCUCCCAGCCCUGUGCUGGAGGAGGAGUUGCGGUGACGCCGCUUUGGCACCGCGGAGCGCAGCCGAUCAGCGCUGAUCACCUGCAGUUGCAAGCUGGAGGAAUCGGAACAGACUUGAACAGCAGAGCGCAAGAGAGGGGAGCUAUUUAAUUGCAAACGGAUCACAGUGCGGGACUCCCCAACGAGAUAUACUAGCGGAAUAAAGCAUCUUUGAAUCCCAGCUGACGCUGCGAACGUGCAAAAUGAAAUUUGGCUUUGUUACGAUUUUGAUGAGCGCCUUAUUAUUUGGCACAUCAUGGGGAAAUUAUGGAGCUCUUACAACUAAACCACCCUGCCGGUCUGGAUUUUCCGAAAGUUUUUUAUUCAGUGUUGGUUUCAAGGGAUAUAUUGGAAGGUCAGAGCAUUCUUAAAGGCUCAACAGUUUCUUCAGGAUAUGUGAAAUUUAAUGACUGCCAAGAAAACAAGGCUGUCGGUUAUGAAAGCAGCGACCCAGACUUCAAGGUGCGGAUGGAUGGCUCAAUCUAUGCUGUACGUGAGAUGCCACGCCUGUCAGAAGCAGUUCAGUUUACCGUGACGGCCCGUGGAACCACAGACCCGCAGACUUGGGAAACGACAGUCAGGCUGUCCAUGGAGGGCCAGGAUGUCACCCUGCCUGUUGAACACAAGUCUACCAGCAUGGAGGAUGAAACUUCACCCACAGAAUCAGACCUGCAGACAGAAAACACAUUGCUCCCUUGGAAACAGCACCCACGUUCCAGUGGAUUGAAGCGACAGAAACGGGACUGGGUCAUCCCGCCAGUCAACGUGCCAGAGAACUCCAGAGGGCCAUUUCCCCAAAUGCUUGUCAGAAUACGAUCGGAUAAAGACAAAGCCAUUCAACUCAGGUACAGCAUCACUGGUGUGGGCGCAGACCAGCCACCAGUGGAAAUCUUCAGCAUUGAUCCAGUUGCUGGCAAGAUGUAUGUGACUAAGCCAUUAGAUCGUGAAGAAAGGGCUUCGUAUCAUCUCAGAGCUCACGCUGUGGACAUGAAUGGCAACAAAGUGGAGAAUCCAAUCGACCUAUACAUCUAUGUGAUAGAUAUGAAUGACAAUAGGCCGGAGUUCCUUAAUCAGGUUUACAAUGGAUCGGUGGAUGAAGGCUCAAAGCCAGGCUCCAGUGUGAUGAAGGUGACAGCAAAUGAUGCAGAUGAUGACACUACCCCUAAUGGCAUGGUGCGUUACAGAAUACUCUCCCAGUCACCCCACAGCCCAAUUCCUAACAUGUUCACAAUCAACAGCGAGACUGGGGACAUUGUGACAGUUGCAGCCGGGCUGGACAGAGAGAAAGUUUCACAAUAUACCGUCAUCAUCCAGGCCACAGAUAUGGAGGGCAAUCUGAACUUUGGUCUUUCCAACACUGCCACAGCCAUUAUAACUGUCACAGAUGUUAAUGACAAUCCACCUGAACUGACAGCCAGUACAUUUUCAGGGGAAGUUCCAGAAAACAAAGUAAACAUUGUGGUCGCCAAUCUGACCGUAGUUGACAGGGAUCAGCCACAAACUGCCAACUGGUAUGCUGUUUAUCGGAUAGUGGGCGGAGAUCCCAGUGGACAUUUUACCAUCCGGACUGACCCAGCAACAAAUAAUGGCAUGGUCACAGUUGUAAAGCCUGUUGACUUUGAAAUGAAUAGAGCCUUCAUGCUAACAGUGAUCGUCUCAAACCAGGCUCAGCUGGCCAAUGGCAUCCAAUCUUCUUUCCAGUCAACGGCAGGCGUCACCAUUUCAGUGAUGGAUUCCAAUGAAGCUCCACAAUUUCCUACAAACCCCAGGCUGAUCCGUUUUGAAGAAGGUGUACCUGCAGGGACAGCUCUGACCACUUUCUCUGCUGCAGACCCUGACCGAUUCAUGCCACAGACAAUCAGGUAUUCGAAACUCUCAGAUCCUGCCAACUGGCUAAAAAUUAAUGCAACCAGCGGCCAGAUCACCACCAUGGCAGUUCUGGAUAGAGAGUCAAGCUUCAUUAAAAAUAACAUUUAUGAGGCCACAUUCCUAGCUGUUGACAAUGGAUCUCCUCCUGCAAGUGGAACAGGCACACUCCAAAUUUACCUGAUAGACAUAAAUGACAAUCCACCAGAGCUGCUACCGAAGGAGGCCCAGAUCUGUGAGAACCCAAACGCUAAUGCCAUCAACAUUACUGCAGCAGACGCUGACACCGACCCCAAUGUUGGCCCUUUUAUUUUUGAGCUGCCUUCGUAUCCUUCUGGAGUUCAGCGCAACUGGACUAUCACUCGGCUUACUGGUGACUAUGCACAGCUGAAGUUGAGUCAGCGCAUUAUGCAUCUUGAAUCUGGGGUAUAUGAUGUUCCCAUUAUAAUCACAGACUCAGGGAAUCCCCCUCUGUCAAACACAACUGUGAUCAAAGUCAAGGUUUGUCCUUGUGAUGAGAACAGAGACUGUAUGACAAUUGGAGCUGUAGCUGCUGCUGGACUUGGUACUGGAGCCAUCAUUGCAAUUCUCAUCUGCAUCAUCAUCCUGCUCACCAUGGUGCUCCUGUUUGUCCUGUGGAUGAAACGACGGGAGAAGGAGAGACAAACCAAACAACUGCUCAUUGAUCCCGAGGACGAUGUCCGAGACAACAUUCUGAAGUAUGAUGAAGAAGGUGGUGGCGAGGAAGAUCAGGACUACGACCUGAGUCAACUACAGCAGCCUGAAUCACUGGAUCACAUCAUUACUAAGCCUUCUGGGAUCAGGCGAGUGGAUGAAAGGCCUGUGGGAGCAGAACCACAAUAUCCAAGCCGACCGGUUAUCCCUCACCCUGGGGAUAUAGGCGAUUUCAUCAAUGAGGGUCUCCGAGCUGCUGACAACGAUCCGACUGCACCCCCUUACGACUCGCUCCUUGUGUUUGAUUAUGAGGGCAGCGGCUCCACAGCCGGCUCAGUCAGCUCACUCAACUCCUCCAGCACUGGCGACCAGGACUACGAUUAUCUUAAUGACUGGGGGCCGCGUUUCAAGAAGCUGGCCGACAUGUACGGUGGAGGCGAAGAAGAGUAAACAACUUUGAGAGCCAAGAUGAAAAUGGCGGUUUAUUGUUUUAAAAACAAAAUUUAAAAAAAAGGAGAAAACAGCGAAAAGAAAAAAACACCACCACCACCACAAGCGUGAGACUGUACAAAGAGGCAGCUUUUUAAUGAACACCCCCUGCUGACUGAAAAAAAAUUGUUUUACUUUUUUAGUGGCAAGUUAGUUUUCUUUUUUUUCUUUUUUCAGUUUUCUUUCUUUUUUUUCCACUCUGUUAGAGCAGAAGCUGUCUAUUAGCAUGAAUGAACGCUUGCUGUCUUUGCUGCAUUACUUGGUUCUGAAGCGGUCAGCAGGGAAGCAGUUUGUUUUGCUCAAAAACCUUUGCUUUAUCACUAAAGAGAGCAAAAGGCACUCUUUCUUAACUUGAAUUCCUUAGAACAGAAGCACUGUUGUUAAAAAGUGCCUUUUUGGUGCGUUGUAUUGGAUUCUGCUAACUCAGGAUUGAACGCCAUUUGAACCGUUUGGGCGCUAGACCCUCUCCCCCUUCAUUUAGAUACCAUGAUAAUGAAAAAGAGCCACCUCCUUGGGUUGGUAUUGUUAUCAAAAAUGCUUUGAUUGGUUCUGCUAACACAACAAAUUGGUAUUACUUCUGGGAUUGCAAGUAUCCAUUGAAAAAACUAUGUGAGUAACUUGUUAAUACAAUGAUUUCUGUUGAAAAAAGGAAUUAUAAUCAUAUGUUUACAAAGUGUUACACUGUAUGAGUAGUGUUCUAAUAACAAAUUAAGAAAAAUAUUUUGCCAGCUUGUUUUCAUCUAUAGGCCCUUUCUUAAAAUAAGAUGAACUCUUUAUAGAUUAGUUAUUAGGCAUAUGUAAUAUGUCUUAUGCAACCCCUUUGGUAUAGUGUCACCAAGAUUUUGGUUCAUAUUGUUAACAAAGAAUAUCUGCUAUUGUUCUAAACAAACAAAAAUCCCUUACCUGGCAUUAUUAGCAGAGGUUGGGUGGUGUUGUUAGCACAGAGUUUGUCUUCAUUUAGCAAAGGGAGUGUGGCGGGUAUUGUUAGAAUUGAAUUUGGCUGUCAAGGAAAGCCUGACAUUGUUGACAAAUGAAGCUUGGCUGGAAAAGUUACCUGAAGUGUGGCCAGUAUUUAAAAAACAAAAGAAAAAGAAAACAAAAGCCUAAAAACAGACAUGGUUUUUAAACAAUAAGUCGAGCAGUGUUUGAUGGUACUGCUCCUAUAGUUUUUUUUCUUUUCAAAUGUUAUGAAUGCCUUUUAAUGUAGGGUAGUGAAUACUCUGUAAAGUAAAAAACAAACAUAAAAAAAAAGCUCAGUGCAACUGAAAACAGCCAUCGUUCACUCCCGACUUAACAGGCAUUUUCAUUCCAGAUUGUACUUUGAACUUUUUGGGGGGAAGUGUGGACUGGCGCUGGAAAACAGAAACACGACAAUUGUUCUCCCCAGUUAGUGAUCUUCUCCACCGGUUAAGAGAUUCAUAGCUGAUUAGUGGUCUGUAGCCUACAUAUUUUAAGUCUGAGUCAAAAGCACAUAAAAUUCAUUGAAUCUUUUAUGAUUGUUCGAUCUUCUUUUUUUUUUUGUGUUAACACUGUUGGCAGGUUUCAAACCCCUCACGCACAUACAGUACACACGCACACCAGAUUAAAAAAGUUAAAGGAGUGACUGCUAGCUAAAUGAUGAGAUCGAAAGGGUCAAGAGCACCUAAACUGUUGUUUUGCCAACCUUUUAAGAUGUUUCCUUUCAGUUCAUUUUGCUGCCGUUCCUUUUCGAGAUCUUCAGUGCUGACUCCUUUGUGUUCUGCUUUGGAAGCCAUCAUCAAAGCAUGGCAAAGAAAGAAACUUGAAAAGUUUCAGGCAAAGGUGCUUAUUUGUUUUAUUCUUUUUGGUCAUUUUUUUUUUUAUUUGACAUCCUGUGUUUCUGCAAUUUUUUUUUUUCCUAAACUAAUGUUAACAUUUAUGGGUAAAAUGAAAAUAACGGUAAUUAGUUUCAAGUUGAGCUUACGGUUUGUUUGCAUCAAGUUAAAAUGGCAUACAAGAACAGAAAAACACAAUGCAUGACAUUAAUACUGUAACAGGUCUUAUUGUGCCAUAUGACUGCACCUAAAGGGAUGGACACUUGCACACAUAUCCUUCAGUUACAGUCACAAGCAUUUUCGUUCUACACAUAAAACAGCAAUUUAUUUCUUAUUGUAUGUAAGGGAGUAAAUUAUAAUCUAAAUGGAAAUCUGAGCGAAUCUGAUUUUCCUACCUCUUUGAAAAUAUAUAAUUGAUUAGAAACAAAAAAACACAAAGAGAUGACCAUUUUUAUUAUUCUGCAUAAUAGAAAUCCCUUCAGAAAACAAAUUGUCUCAAGCAGCACUGAAGGUAUACAAAGGAGUGAAUAAAAGAUAAGUAUUGGAAGAGAGUGGCCGAAUUAGCUGACUAGGGAACUGUUGUAGGGGAUCAAAAGGGAUUAGUAAAACAUAUGAAGGAGAAUGGGAAAUGGACAAAGAGUUGCAAAAAUUGAGUAUGGAGGCACAAUAAAAAAAUGUGAAAAUAUUAAUCAAAUAGUGGAAGUCAAGACAGGGGAACAACCCGAAAAAUAUCCAUCCAUUUUCAGAACACACUUAUUGUCUCCAUAUAAUCAGAUUAAAAGGUAGGAAGCAGCCCUCAAUUAGGCACCAGUCCAUCUCAGGACACACUCAGACACAUUCACCCACUAACACAAACAGUUACCACUCAAUCUAACCUGAGCUCAAAAUGCAGCCAGAGAGAACAAAUUUGGACAAUGCGUAAAUUCUAUACGUUAAAUGACCUGGUGGCACUGUCCUGGCACUACUCAGAAAUUACUCUGAUGCAAUUGUACCUAAAGCCAGAGGGCUAUGGAACAUAAAUGGAGCUAUGGAGGAACCAAGGUACAAAAAAAUUGUUCAGUAUUAAAAAAGGAAGUAAUAGAAAAUAUGGGAAAGUAUGAAUACAAUUUGGUACAGUGGGGUGGAAAUACUAGAAGAGGAAUGAAAAUAUUUUUAGGCAGAGAAAUACAUUAAAAAGAUGAAAGUGGUAGAGCACAUGAGUGAUAAAAAAAUGAGAACUAAGAGAAGGCUUAUUGACAGCCUUGUUGGAAUAGUGAAGAGGAGGCUUGUGGGACAGUUGAAUUAGAAAAAUGGGUGUGCACAAGGAUCAUUUUUGUAUUUUUGGGGAUUUUAAAGUACACUCGACAGAAACAUCACAACACACACAGAAACAAUACAAAUGAAGAUUCUGUAGGCACAUCUGACAGGAAGGAGUGACAUCCGUUCACUCCGGGUACUUGUUUCACACCUUUACUAGUGUGUGUUUUAGGACCUGCCUAUCACUUUGCAGUUUGCUUCUAUGUUAAUCAUUUUUCUAGCCUAAAGCCUUGUUUUUUAAGGGUGUGGCCACUUACUCAAAACUCCAAUGUGAAGGCUCGUUGUUAAGGAGGUAUUGUGAAAUGCUGCCUGAAGUCAGGAUGCUAGAAAAUAAUUGUGGACAUCAGGGGAAGUUUUGUCUUGUUUGUGUAAAGUAUUUCCAUUAAUUCCUCCAUUGCCUCAACCUGUUAAUUUCACAAUUAGUCUUUCUGUGGACCUUUCCCAGCAGCAAUGGAUGCAAAACAGAAACUCGUCCUGGAUGAGGCAUCAGUCUAUUGUAGAGUAUGCACUCACACCCUCUCAUACAGGGCCAAUUUAAGGUCAGCAAUUCUCUCUCUGCUGUCUUCGUUGAUCCAAUAAAUCGAUUUCUCCUUUGGCUUCCAUCUUGCUCUUUUUUAUUCCACUUUCUCCUGCAACGCCCAUUUUACUAAAUUUCAUUUGUUUAUUCUUUGCACUUGCCCAUAUCCUCCCAACCUUGAUUCUUGACUUUUGCCUCCAUUAGUCCUUACUUUCACUUCCUGUUAUAUAUAUUGCUCCCAUAUAGAGCAACUGGAUGUAUAAUGGUCUUGUAUGUCUUAGGCUUUAUAUACUUUGACAUCUUGCAGUGAAAGAGGGCAUUAAUGACUUGGUGUCACUUUAGACAAGACGCAUUACCCUAAGUUCAUGUAAGUAAUGUGUCAAAUUCUAGUGAUACUUGAAUUUAUCGGCUUUAUUGAUGUCCAGUCCAUCCAUGCAGAUGAUGCCAUCUCUUUGAGGAUGUUAUAUCUGCACGGUUAAGCCUCCAUAUUGCUCCUAAGCACUUCAUGUCCAUAACCUAAUGAAUUUUUACCUGUUGCUUUUUUCUGCACUAUACAUUAGAGAUGAUCUAACUAUUGUUUCCUAAAGGGAUCCAUUUGUUGUAUACCACUUUUGUGAUUUUUCACUAUGCAUUACCUGCCCCUUACAACCUUGUGUGUACUACUCUUGUUAGCUCCCUGUUGACUUCAGUCCAGCUUCCAAGAUAUUUAAAAGAUUUCACCUACCAUACUUUUUCCCAGCUACUUCCGCUAUCACUUUCUUUGGCUUUGCACCAGCUCUUACCACCAAGACCUUUCCAUGGGCCUAUAGCACUUAAUUUCAUUUCUGCACCUUCCCUUCUAAUUCCAUUUCUGAGUCCAUUCUUAAAUGAUGUGCCAUCUGCAUACAGUAUCUUCACUCCUCACUUCAUCUUGAGCAUUCUACUGAUGUAAUCCAUAAUAAUGAUAAAUAACAGAGGGCUUAGUGAUGACCCAUAGCGUAAACCAGCUGUCAAUCUGAAAGCCUCUGUUGUCCCGUUAUGUGUUUUAAUGCUACAUCAGUAUCCAUCCACUAUCAGAUCUGUUUAAUCUUAUUCAGGGUUGUGGGGACAAACACUUAGCAUCAGGUGUAAAACGGAAACCAACUCUGGUCAGGGUGUCAGCCCAUCACAGACUGAGCUAAUUACUUCAUAAAAUCCAACUAGUUAUUGUCAAACUCAUUUAAUCCAAUAUAUAGUUCCAAAGGGUGAAUCCUACUUUAGAACUGUUGGGCACAAGGCAGGAACCAGUCCUGAAUAGAGUACCAGUAAAUUGCAUGGGUUUUCUGUUUUUAGCAAUGACAGUACCUAUAUCUUCAUUUAAUAAAAAAUAAUAAUUCUUUACAUUUAUAUAGCACCUUUCUCACUACUCAAAGUGUUUUACAUAGUGAGGUAGGAGCCUCAACCUCUAAUAUUGUGCGGAGCCACCUGGAUGAUGCAGCGGCAGCCAUUUUUGCACCAGUACACUCCUCACACCUGAGCUAUUAGGAGGUGAAGUGAUGAGAGAGAUAGCCAAUUAAAGACAAUGAUUGAGGACAAGAAUGACUAGACUGUGGUAGUCAAUUUAGCCUGGACAUUGGGAUAUACCCUACUCCUUACAAAGGAUGUCCAGGGAUCUUUUAUGACCACAGAGGUUCAAGGUUGCUUUAUUUAGUCAUAUUUACACAAAAAAACAUGUAAUAUGCCUUGCAUCUAAUAACAAGACAGAAAGAGAUUAAACAAAAUAAAAAGAGACGAGACAGGUUAAGGUAAGGCAGUUGGAUAAUGGAGUCAGGACCUUGAUUUUACGUGUCAUCUGAAGGACGGCACCAUUUUUACAGCACAGUGUCCCUGUCACAUUCAGACCUCAGGGUAAGCGUCCCCUGCUGGUCUCACCCACACCUCUUCUAGCAGCAACCUAAGCUUGUUCCGGUUGGUCUCCCAUCCAAGAACUGACCAGGCAUGAGCAUUAGCUUCAGAUGCUUGUUCUGUUGUGAAAUGCAUGUGGUAUGGCUGCUGGAUAGCAUUUAGGAAAACUUUGCUGUUUUUGUGCCAUUGUUAACAUGAACAAAUCAACAGACCUUCAGUGUUCAAAUCAAAGUGAUGAAUAUUUCCAAUAUUGUUCUGACCUGCAGUCAGUAAUCAUGCAAAUCUUUAGCUCUGGUACACAGUAAGGAAAAUGAAUACAACCUUGUUUUAUGAGUGAGGACUGAAUGAACAUUUGCAUUUUUUAUGUGAAUUUAUUCAACUUAAAACUAUCUUUAUCAAUUAAAAAUUGUACAGUUGCUGUAGCCAUUUCUCAUUGAACUGUCUGCUUUUUAUAGUGUUUACAAAUAUUUUCUGGUUUGCUUAGAUUUUAGGAAAAGGUGGAAAGUCAUUCUCCAAAGGAUCUACAAAAUACAAGAUGAUUUUGAUGUGGAAUAAUGCUAAUAUUUAACAAUAGUGUGAAUUUUCCCAAUUUGUCAGCAGUGUAGAUUUCUCAGCUUCAGCAGAAGGCUAGGGUUAGUAAGCAGCAGUGUUUGUGAUCAUGGCAUUACCAGCAAAGGUGUAGUGUAGAGCAAGUCACCAUAUCUGCCUUCUUUUUUAAUUCUUCCACAUGGAGUUUACCAAUCCAUCCAUCCAUUUUCCACCCCGCUAUAUCCUAACUACAGGGUUACGGGGGUCUGCUGGAGCUAAUCCCAGCCAACACAGGGCGCAAGGCAGGAAACAAACCCCGGGCAGGGCGCCAGCCCACCGCAGUACCAAUCCUCACUACUUUAUAUAUUUAUUUUUGU